AUGCUUUUUAUUCUGGGCAAUGCCGCAAUUUUUAUAAGUUGUUUCAUCCCCACUACACUUCAUGCCGGUUCAGUUCCUGAAAUUUACAAACGCUUUAACCUAACCAUCAGCUCCGAAAACUACAAUCCCUCCUUCCGCCCCGAUUUUGGCAACCCUGAAAAACCCGCCGUCAUCACCCUCGACAUAUUGCUGCGAGAUGUCGUGAAUCUCGACAUCGACAAACAAGAGAUUGGACUUCAAAUGACGUUGCAUCAAGAGUGGAAGGACCCAAGGCUGGGAUAUACAGCGCCGGAGGGGGUUCAACUCCCCGUUAAUCUUCGAAUACCGAGUGAUGGAAAGCACUUCUCGAUCUGGGUGCCGGACACAGUUAUAAAGAACGAGCUCCACAGGACCCAUGGGACCGUGUCGUUGAGCGAGCGCCUCUCGGUGACCACUAAAUGCAUUAUGCUUCUGGAGUACUACCCGACGGACCAGCAUCAAUGCCACAUCGAUAUGGGAUCAUACGGGUGGAGCGCGUUGAAUAUUGAUUACAAAUGGGCCCAAAUAAACCCGAUCAAAACCAGGGCCGGCGUGGCGAACCCCAUCCAGGAUUUCCGGCUCGAAUCGUAUGACUCGGUUACCUGCAGCCGGGGGACAGGCUCCGAAAAAUACCCGUGCCUUCGGGCCAUCUUCACCUUUCAACGGGAAAGCUCGGCGACAUGGCGUCUAGUCACCCAUAUCUACCUCCCGAACUUCCUGUUCGUCGCCGUCGCCGGAUUGGCAUUAUUUCUUCGUUGCUCCGAAGUGCGAACCCGGCUAGCAUUGGCCGCGACAACACUCCUGGGAACGGUUCUGGUGGGUUCCCUGGCGAUGUCAUCGAUUCCGAGGGGAGCGCGACUGGUGUAUGAUUGGCUAAGCGCCUCGAAUAUCUUCACUGGAGUGGCCUUGAUUUGGAUGCUGAUUUGUGCGGUGUGGCAGGGAAGAGAUGACCCUCAAAUAGCCCCGGAAGCUGAGCAUCAGUUUCUGGUGGAGGGUGUUGCAGAUGGAGGGCCAGAAAAAGUAGUUCCCCGAUCCAAAAUUCCUGUAACUGGCUAUAUCAAGGCUUGGCUACCAGGCGUCAUCUAUUUUGUCGCCUUCGCCAUCUUCUGCUUCGUCAACUGGAGCCAUACAUACAAUCUUCUU
Messenger RNA from Mesorhabditis spiculigera, 1161 nucleotides. The record is from the annotation of a GenBank genome assembly. Lineage: Eukaryota; Metazoa; Nematoda; Chromadorea; Rhabditida; Rhabditidae.